Molecule: messenger RNA, 4115 nt
Organism: Selaginella moellendorffii
Lineage: Eukaryota; Viridiplantae; Streptophyta; Lycopodiopsida; Selaginellales; Selaginellaceae
Cellular component (GO): plasma membrane
Molecular function (GO): glutamate-gated receptor activity
Source: RefSeq, a predicted model, not a curated record
AUGCUCAUGCCCGGCUACGUGUGGAUCGUCACCGAGGCGCUCGCCAGCGUCCUCGACACCAUCUACGACGACGACGAGUUCGUGGCGGCGUCGCAGGGAGCCGUGGGAACCCGGAGUUACGUCCCUCGCUCGCCGCAGCUCGACAAGUUCUACGAAAGGUGGCGAAGCGCGAACCCGGCCACCAGCGUGAACGUCUACGGCCUCUACGCGUAUGACACCAUCUGGACGAUCGCGUACGCGAUGGACAGGCUCUUGUCGUCCACGAAUGCAAGCCGGAGCUUCGAGUUUCGACGUCGGCAUGACCUUGCCAGCCUGCCGGUUCUAAAGUCCGGAGCUCGGAUCCUCAAGGAGCUCGCAAAGACGAGCUUCGGUGGAGCCAGCGGAAGGGUGGAGCUGACGAGCCGCGGGGAGCGCAAAGGCUCGGAUCUGGAGAUUGUCAACAUGAACGGGAAGGGAGUUCGGGUGGUCGGCUACUGGAACCGGGCGAGGAGCUUCAACGUGGAUCCUCCCUCGGACAGCCAGGAGCUGGAAUGGUUUAGCCAGAUGGAGCGGCGGCUCAACCGGAUCGUGUGGCCGGGUGGCAGCUUGAACGUUCCGCGAGGAUUGAUGAUCCCGAAAACCGGAAGGGAGCUCGUCAUCGGCGUCCCGCUCAAGCAGGGAUACAAGGAGUUCGUGGACUCCAUCGCCGAGAGUGGCAAUGUGAGUAGCUUCCAUGGCUUUUGCAUCGACGUGUUCAAGGCCGCGCUCUCCUGCCUUCCCUAUGCGGUCACGUACACGUUCGUGGGAUUUGGCGAUGGGAAUUCCACUCCCAGCUAUGACGAGCUCGUCGAGAAAGUCGCGAACAAGAAGUAUGAUGCUGCUGUGGGAGACAUCACUAUAACUCACAAGCGAGCGAAGAUUGUGGAUUUCACGCAGCCUUACACGACGUCGGGCCUGGUGCUCGUCGUGCCGGUGACCGAGUUUCGUCCGCAUCAUGCGUGGGCUUUCCUCCAGCCCUUCUCGACUGGUCUGUGGUGCACAACUCUGGCCUUUUUCCUGUUCACUGGAGCUGUCGUCUGGGUCAAAAAUCGCGACUUUGGAGGCCGUCCGAAGAAGCAGGCCGUCACCACCUUCUGGUUCAUAUUCUCGACUCUCUUCUUCGCACAGCGUGAAAGAGUGAAGAGCAUUUUGGGAAGGAUAGUGGUCAUUAUCUGGCUCUUCGUGGUGCUUAUUCUUACCUCCAGCUACACGGCGAGCUUGACAUCGAUUCUCACUGUUCGUAAGCUCAGGCCAUCAAUCCAGGGCCUGUCCCGGCUGGUCGGGAGUAAAGUCCGGAUUGGAUAUCAACAGGGAUCUUUCGUGAAGGACUAUCUCCUCCAGCUUAACGUGGACAACGAUAGACUGGUGCCCCUCCCCUCCAUUUCCACGUACUCCUCGGCUCUGGCCGCCAAAGAAGUUGGAGCGGUCGUGGACGAGCUCCCAUACAUGCAGCUCUUGCUUUCGUCCGAUUGUAAGUUUGCACUGUCCGGCGAAGAAAAGUUCUCGGAGAGCGGCUGGGGAUUUGCAUUUCCAAAAGGAUCGACACUAGCAGCGGAUGUUUCCACCGCGAUUCUCACGCUCGCGGAGACCGGAGAGCUGCAGAGGCUUCACGAGACAUGGCUCCACACGAUCCAGUGCAGCGGAGAGGUGGUGAAAGUCAAGUCGGACGAGAUCAACGUGCACGCCUUCUCGGGGAUGUUUGGACUCGUUGCCGUGGUUGCGGCGGUGGGAGCUCUUGUCCACGCCGCUCGGAGCUCCUGGCAAAACUACAACCUUGCACUGCUGGCUGCUACGCCGCUCCAGUGGCCCUCCCGGUUCGCAAGAGGUUCGCGUUUCAUUCGCUCCUGGAGCUCAUACGUCUGGCAAACAGGAAGGCUGAGUUCCAUUGCUAUGACAGAGGGUGAAGGGCAGCACGAAUGCUCGGGGGCUCCCGGUUCCAUACAUCCUCUCGAUGACGCUGCGCGUCCUGGCCGUGUCCUCGACGCCCGAGCUCUUCUCCUCGCCGGGCUGGAAGUCGAUGAGACCAUCCAAGUUGAAGUUGCCGGAGUAGAGGCCCGUGGUGGUGCUGGUGGCGGCAAAGAAUUCCUGGCUUUGCUGCUCGACGUCGACAGUGUUCUUGGUGAAGUCCAAGUCGAGGUACCUGGAGCUGUUCAAGGCGCUGGCGUCGAUCCCGCUCGGCCUCGACCCGGCCAGCUCGAUGCUAAACUCGCUGCUGGUGACGGUGGUGUUGCUGUUCUUGCUGCUACUCCGGCUGGAGCUCUCCUUGGAUUCCGAGCUGGUCGGGUUCACGUUGUGGAGGAAGAUAUCGCUGCUGCUGUGCCGAGGUCCCCCCGAGAAGCUGAUGCUCUUGGUGAGUCCCCAGACUGGUCCUCGGUUGGCGAGUCCGGGACUGCUUGGGACAUGGAGAAGCUAAAGCCGCGGUCGUUUGCGAGGAGGAGAGCUUCCAUCGGGGUCGUGACGGAGGGGAACGAGGCCGGGAAUGGAAGGAUAGAGUUGAGAUCUUUGAGCUUUGGAGCUGGGGGUGUGGACUCGGACGAAGAACUCCCGGCUACUCUGAGAGAAAGCGAAGAACGAAAGAGAGAUUUUGAUGGAGCUGCUGGGAGAAUGUCUUAUGGACUUACCUGGGAAGAAGCUCUUGGUGUUCUUCAUGGAAGACGAAGCAACGAUUUGGGAGCUAGAUUGGAGCUCGUCUGGAAUCGCGAAAGAUUGGACACGAUGCUACCCACGGGCACUAUUACGAGCCAUGUCGGCCACUUUCUUUUUUCCCCUCUUUUGAGUUCUUCCAAGAUCUUCCACAGGUCGUGCUCCCGACCCAAGCUAGGAGACAAAGUUGCCUUUGGACGGCCGAGAUUCAAUGUACCAGAAUAUGCCGGUCUUUUGAAUUUUAGGGCUAGGGCUUCAUGGAAGCUGGAGAGGACGAUGAGAGCGCUUCCCGGCCCUUCACGGCGCGGAUCCGCGACUCCGCGCCGGCGCCCACUUGCCAGCUUCUCCUCUCCAUGGUGCCUCACCUAUGUCUCCGAGAAGACACUGGAGAAGCUGGAGUUGUCCAAAGGAAGCCUGGAUUCGGAAGCUUAUGCGGCACUCAAUGAGGUGAGGCUUUGCUCGGUAGCUUACGAGGCUGCGAGCGGGCCUGAUAUUCCCAUCAAGGAGAAAGAGCUCUCCAUCGCGACGUGGCGAGCUUGCCGGCUCUUCAGUGUAGAUGAAAAUUCUCGCUUCAGGAGUCUGGUUGUGAAACGAUUGACGACAACACUCGAGGAAGAAAGCGCGAUAAAUGCCUACUUGGAUGAAGUUUUCCGGCGCGAGGAGAGGCGCAUUGGGUCAUUACGUAACACACCUGGGACUGCAGGAGAGAUACAAGCGGAAAAGAACGAGGCUUUGGCAACGCUGAGACAGCUUCAACAGGACUUCGACGCCCUUGAAGACGAUGAAUCAAAGAGUUUCAACCAAAAGCAAAAGAAGUUCUCCGAAGAAUGCACUCAGUUAGCCAGCACCAUAGACAAAAUGCAGGAGGACAAUCGUGCCUUGGAGCUCGCUGCGCGCGGCAAGAAAGAACAGAGCGUGGAGGAGGUGACUAACUUGCUGCGAGACUACAAAACUGAGCUCGCAAAGAAGAAGGAUGAGCUUGACAGAUUAUCCGUGCAACACAAAGAAGUGGACCAGAAAAUGCGAUUCUACAAAGAAUACUAUCGCCAGUGUGCAUGGGAGGAGAAUGAACGCCAAAGCUUGGAGGAUGCCAAUGCGAGAGCAAACUUCAAGUUCAACAGAUGCGCGAGGAUCAUACAGCGAAGAUAUCGCUACUUCAUCAAGAAGAAAAAGGCCGAAGAAGCCGCUCGCAAGAAGAAAGAAGCAGCUGCGAAGAAGAAAAAAAAGUAAUUGGUUUGAUCGACUCUCUUCUGUUCGUGGUUCCUUCUCAACCGUUUUUGCUACGUAAGAACUCUCAAAGUUCUUACAUUCUUCUCAAAGUCCUGCCAUUCUUUGUCCUCGAAUUUGCUGCUGGAAGCAAGAACUGCAAGGAUAUCCUUUGCUCGAGAGCUGCAUUGAUGCAAAUCUCCUCUUCUUCGUUCUUUAACUCAUACUAUAAAGUUUCAUUUCUUUCA